Molecule: messenger RNA, 741 nt
Organism: Cotesia congregata
Lineage: Eukaryota; Metazoa; Arthropoda; Insecta; Hymenoptera; Braconidae
Source: the annotation of a GenBank genome assembly
AUGGCCGGUGACAGUACGACGAACAAUGAAAUUGGAGAGGGGGUCGAGCAGGGUGCGUCGGUAAGGGGGGAACGGCAUUCCAGAGUGGGCGGCAUUCUGGAAUGCGAUCCCCCCGGUAACAGGAAUUCUCUGAGUAUGAGCGACCAAGCCAACGAGAACACCGACGACGACGAGGACGGUGUUUGCCGCUAUGGUAUACGACUGCAAAACUUUUUCCCACAUCUUGCACCACCUUCGUCGCGAUACGGAAUCUGCGACGACAAUGUCGAACUGACCGCAGAAAUAUUGGCACAUGAUGUCAUACGAUAUCUUCUCAAAGAAGACAUGUACCUAAUAUCCAGGGACUCAAUAUCUCGCAGCAUGCGUCAUAAUGUUUAUCAGAUGUUGAACAAACACAGUAUCCUGUUUACCAGUAUGGUGAAUCGGCUUAAUGUCGUACCUGAUACAGCGUACGAGGCUUUCACGGGAGUUGCCGAUGAGUUGUUUUUGCACGGCGAAAUAACUUGGGCUAAAAUAGUCUGCUUGUAUGCUUUUAUGGGAAGACUGGCUCUCUGGGCUAGAGAUGGUAGGAUGCAUGCUUUGAAGCAGAAAUUACCACUCUAUGUCUCGAGGUAUAUUGGUGAAGCCAUUGCACACUUCAUCAAAGUCGCUGAAGAAGUUAGUGGUGCAGUGUGGAGAAGUCUACUUAUGACUGGUGCAACGCUUAGUCUGGUUGCUACUAUUUUAACUGUCACUGCUUGA